UCUCCUGCUCGGCGCUUUCGUUUCUCCAGCGCGGAGUCGGUCGAGGCGCCCGGGGGACUUCGCGGACCGCGCCCCUCAGACCGCCUUGGGACGCAGCGGAGCCGCGCAGGGAGCGCUGCCCGGACGUCGGCGCCUGCGUGCAGCGAGUGAGCGCCGUCUUGUCAUCCCCCUGAGCCUCCUCCGCCUCGCCGCGCGUGCAGCUGGCACCUAACUUGCUGACUGUGGUGGCAGCUUGUGUUGAACCCCGGCCUGUGCCCGGAGAUAGCCCAGGGAUGUCUCAGUGGUACGAGCUUCAGCAGCUGGACUCCAAGUUCCUGGAGCAAGUCCACCAGCUGUAUGAUGACAGCUUUCCCAUGGAGAUCAGACAGUACCUGGCCCAGUGGCUAGAGAAGCAAGACUGGGAGCACGCAGCCUGUGACGUCUCAUUUGCCACCAUUCGCUUCCAUGACCUCCUCUCUCAGCUGGAUGAUCAGUACAGCCGCUUUUCCCUGGAGAAUAAUUUUUUGUUGCAGCACAACAUAAGGAAGAGCAAGCGUAAUCUUCAGGAUAACUUCCAAGAAGAUCCUGUACAGAUGUCCAUGAUAAUCUGUAACUGUCUGAAGGAAGAGAGGAAGAUUUUGGAAAAUGCACAAAGAUUUAAUCAGGCACAGGAGGGGAAUAUUCAGAACACUGUGAUGCUAGAUAAGCAGAAGGAGCUGGACUGUAAAGUCAGAAAUGUGAAGGACCAAGUCAUGUGCAUAGAGCAGGAAAUCAAGACCCUAGAAGAUUUACAAGAUGAAUAUGACUUUAAAUGCAAAACCUCACAGAACAGAGAAAGUGAAGCCAAUGGUGUGGCGAAGAAUGACCAAAAGCAGGAACAGCUGCUGCUCCAUAAGAUGUUUUUAAUGCUUGACAAUAAGAGAAAGGAGAUAAUUCACAAAAUCAGAGAGUUGUUGAAUGCCAUCGAGCUCACGCAGAACACCCUGAUCAAUGAUGAGUUAGUGGAGUGGAAGCGACGACAGCAGAGUGCCUGUAUCGGGGGACCACCCAACGCCUGCCUCGAUCAGCUGCAAAGCUGGUUCACCAUUGUUGCAGAGAGUCUGCAGCAGGUUCGUCAGCAGCUUAAAAAGCUGGAGGAGUUGGAGCAGAAAUUCACCUAUGAACAGGAUCCUGUCACAAAAAACAAGCAGGUGUUAUGGGAUCGCUGCUUUGUCCUCUUCCAGCAGCUCAUUCAGAGCUCCUUCGUGGUAGAACGACAGCCAUGCAUGCCAACUCAUCCUCAGAGACCACUGGUCUUGAAGACUGGGGUACAGUUCACUGUGAAGUUGAGACUGUUGGUGAAAUUGCAAGAGCUGAAUUAUAAUUUGAAAGUGAAAGUUUCAUUUGAUAAAGAUGUAAACGAGAAAAACACAGUGAAAGGAUUUCGGAAGUUCAACAUUUUGGGUACGCACACAAAAGUGAUGAACAUGGAAGAAUCUACCAACGGAAGUUUGGCAGCUGAGUUCCGACACCUGCAACUGAAGGAACAGAAGAACGCUGGCAACAGAACUAAUGAGGGGCCUCUCAUUGUCACUGAGGAACUUCACUCUCUUAGCUUUGAAACCCAGUUGUGCCAGCCAGGCCUGGUAAUUGACCUUGAGACAACCUCUCUGCCUGUCGUGGUGAUCUCCAACGUCAGCCAGCUCCCCAGUGGCUGGGCUUCUAUCCUGUGGUACAACAUGCUGGUGACAGAGCCCAGGAAUCUCUCCUUCUUCCUGAACCCACCAUGUGCGCGGUGGUCCCAGCUCUCAGAGGUGCUGAGCUGGCAGUUUUCAUCAGUCACCAAGAGAGGUCUCAACGCAGACCAGCUGAGCAUGCUGGGAGAGAAGCUUCUGGGUCCUAGUGCUAGCCCUGACGGUCUUAUUCCAUGGACGAGGUUUUGUAAGGAAAAUAUUAAUGAUAAAAACUUUUCCUUCUGGCCUUGGAUUGACACCAUCCUAGAACUGAUUAAGAAGCACCUGCUCUGCCUCUGGAAUGAUGGGUGCAUCAUGGGCUUUAUCAGCAAGGAGCGGGAACGCGCUCUGCUCAAGGACCAGCAGCCAGGGACCUUCCUGCUUCGUUUCAGCGAGAGCUCCCGGGAAGGGGCCAUCACGUUCACCUGGGUGGAGCGCUCCCAGAACGGAGGUGAACCUGACUUCCACGCCGUUGAACCCUACACGAAGAAAGAACUUUCAGCUGUUACUUUCCCAGAUAUUAUUCGCAAUUACAAAGUCAUGGCUGCUGAGAACAUACCAGAGAAUCCCCUGAAGUAUCUGUAUCCCAAUAUUGACAAAGACCACGCCUUUGGAAAAUAUUACUCCAGGCCAAAGGAAGCACCAGAGCCCAUGGAGCUCGACGACCCUAAGCGAACUGGGUACAUCAAGACUGAGCUGAUUUCUGUGUCUGAAGUCCAUCCUUCCAGACUUCAGACCACAGACAACCUGCUUCCCAUGUCUCCAGAGGAGUUCGAUGAGAUGUCCCGGAUAGUGGGCUCUGAAUUUGACAGUAUGAUGAGCGCAGUAUAAACAUGAAUUUCUGUCUUCUCUGGCGACAUUUUUCUUCCCAUCUGUGAUUCUUUCCUGCUCCUGUUCCUUCAUGCUGUAUUUCUAGGGAAAUGCAAGAAAGCACAACACACUCGUUGAUAGCAAGUGGCUCUCUAAAUAGAAAUCUGUUACUCUGAAGGACUUCAAGCAUCUAACUGAAGGUGAAACGGAAGGUCACUUAUGCAAACUGAAUUUUGUAAACAAAAAAACCAGAGAUCUACCCAAGGCAUGAGAACUAGAAUUGUCAUUCUAGUGUUUUGGGAAAGGUAGGAGUAUAGUAACUUCUAGUAAAUGCUGUAUAGUCAGUGGCCGAAUGCUACACAUCACUGGAAAGAGGCACAGUUAUGGUGGGACCUUUUAGAUGUAGGACUAUUUCUGUCCUGGAAGAUAUGGGCUGAUAUUGGCAUACUGACAUGUCCCCUCUCCUUUAUGGCUGGAAGUCUUCCACUGUUUUACCCACGGCAAAGUUUAAAGUCAGCUUUACACACAGAUACAUGCAUAGUGGACUAUAUAUCUAGUGGACUCUAGUGGACAUCCUUCAUCUGAAUGGGAAGAAACAGUUGUGUUUUCCUUUUUACCUCUUCUGCAUUGGCCAUGUAAAACUAAAAGCACAGUUGCUCUCUUCAGGGACUUAGCUUUCUUGUCAGUUAUGGAUAAAUGAAACUAAACACCAGUAGAAGAAAGAACAUUUUUCAAAUAUUUCACAAGUAGUUUCUGUUUGGUCUAUAUUCCACCAAGCUAAAUGUUUUCUGCUGUCAUUUUGGUCAUUGGUUGAAUAAAAUUAUCUUUGCACAUCCA
Messenger RNA from Psammomys obesus (fat sand rat), 3338 nucleotides. RefSeq names its product signal transducer and activator of transcription 1 (gene Stat1). Gene Ontology annotation, biological process: defense response; regulation of cell population proliferation; response to peptide hormone. Gene Ontology annotation, molecular function: DNA-binding transcription factor activity, RNA polymerase II-specific; RNA polymerase II cis-regulatory region sequence-specific DNA binding. The transcript is spliced from 25 exons. NCBI's taxonomy places the organism in Eukaryota, Metazoa, Chordata, Mammalia, Rodentia, Muridae. The coding region runs from base 273 to 2522 and encodes 749 amino acids. The record is from RefSeq and is a predicted model, not a curated record.